UAUUACUUGUUUGAAGAGAAAAAGAAAAAGAGGGAAAAGAGCAAUGAUCUUCCUUUAGGAAAUGGUACAGUAGUGUUAUUGCAGAAAACUAUUUGGGGUCAAAAUUAUGGAAUGGAAGGGUAAUAAUUGAGCGGCGAAGUGCAAAGUCAUUGGUUCAACCUUUUAUGGUAUGAAGUUGUUGAGUACAGAGUCCAAAGGCUCAUUCUACUAGGAAAGCUUGAAACUUGUAGAGACUGAGAGAGAGAACAGAAAAAAGCCAUUGCACUUGAACCAAAGGAGUCAAGCUAAAACCACCACUCUGCAAAACCACUUAUGCCAUUACAGCGCCAGAACACGAAUCUCUUAUAAAUUUAUAUAGUACGCCUACCUGAUUUUUUAAUCAACGUACAGUCGCAGCAGCAGCUAGCUAGCCCACCAACUGGCAAAUUUAGCCACUGAUAUCUGGAGGACCCCUAGAACUAGAAACAGAAGCUACUCUUGCCUUGCCGUACUUAGCUGACUCUCUCUCUGUUCAGGGUUUUACGAGAUUCUGAAAAGAGAAAGAGAAAGACAUGGAAAGAUAGUUUCUUAUUUUUCUUUCUUUGAUUAAAAAGCUGUGCGCUAUUAGACUCAGUAGUACUCACGUAUUCUCGAAGUAGUCAGUAUUUGAGGAUCAAACAUGGCAAAUCGCUGGUGGGCUGGAAAUGUUGCCAUGAGAGGUGUUGAUCCAAUAUCUUCAGCUUCAUCACUUCAUCUGAGGAACCCAGAAGAAGUGGAAGCUAUUGGAUUGAAUCGGUUGGGUCCAAGAAGAGAACAACAAGAUGUCAUCGACACAAACACAAACACCAACAAUAACACCAAUAGCCCUAAAACCACCUCCACCUCCACCACCACCCCCACUAAAAACCAAAGCCAAGAUGAACAAGAAGACAGUAGAGACAACAACCAAGAAUCUGAAGACCAUAAUUUAGCUCUUGAGACUGUCGAACCAGGCAGCGGCAGCUCAUCUCGCAGGCCUCGAGGCAGGCCUCCUGGUUCAAAAAAUAAACUAAAACCACCAAUAGUUGUCACCAAAGAAAGCCCUAAUGCUCUUCGCAGCCAUGUUCUUGAAAUCAGCUCUGGAACUGACAUAGUAGGAAGCAUUUCCAAUUUUGCUCAACGCCGCCACCGUGGUGUUUCAAUCCUAAGUGGAAGUGGGAUAGUUACUAAUGUUACUCUUAGGCAACCAGCAGCACCUGGUGGAGUAAUUACUCUGCAUGGAAGAUUUGAGAUUUUAUCAUUAUUGGGUUCAUUUCUGCCACCCCCAUCACCACCAGGAGCGACAACAUUGACUGUGUAUUUGGCCGGUGGGCAGGGGCAGGUGGUGGGAGGGACAGUGAUGGGGCAACUAGUAGCAGCAGGACCUGUAAUGGUGAUAGCAGCAACAUUUACUAAUGCUACAUUUGAGAGAUUACCACUUGAAGAACAAGAGCAGGAAGGUAUGCAAUUGCAGCAACAGGUGACUUCUGGAACGAAUAAUAGCAAUACUGCUGGUGGUGGCAGCAGCGGCGGCGGUGAUGGUAAUAAUUCAGGAUCUCAAUCUUCUCAGGCUAUGGCUGAGCAUGGUUCAAUGCCUGUCUAUAAUUUGCCACCGAAUUUGCUACCCAAUGGGCAAAUGCCACAUGAGGUGUUUUGGGGUCCUCCUCCACGUCCACCUCCAUCUUUCUGAUAGAGAAAGAAAUGGCUUGGAUUAGCUGACUGAUAUGGCAUAAAAGUUCACUGGACAUUUUCAUGUAAGCAUAGCGAGGAAGGUAGGAUUCUUUUUGUUGGGUUUAGUACUACUUGGGAAAAUUAGCUACCUUUGAUACUUAGUUUUUGCUAUGUGUUAAAAGCCUAUCUGCGUCCUUUACCUCCUUAAUCAACCUGUUUUCUUUUUUUCCUGGAAGAAUAUUGUGUUCUUUUUCUAUAUGCUGUAGGAAAAGAAGCAUAUUCAAGAACUACUCUCAAGUUGGUGCUAAUGGAAAUUUAUGCAGGAGUCACAGAAAGUAACUCUUCUUUUUUUUA
This is a messenger RNA of Ricinus communis (castor bean), 2022 nucleotides long. RefSeq names its product AT-hook motif nuclear-localized protein 15. Bases 659 to 1687 code for a protein of 342 amino acids. The transcript is spliced from 2 exons. Gene Ontology annotation, molecular function: minor groove of adenine-thymine-rich DNA binding; DNA-binding transcription factor activity. Gene Ontology annotation, cellular component: nucleus. NCBI's taxonomy places the organism in Eukaryota, Viridiplantae, Streptophyta, Magnoliopsida, Malpighiales, Euphorbiaceae. The record is from RefSeq and is a predicted model, not a curated record.